UUUUGGCUGCAUGUGCAUGCAACAGUCUGUCUGCUAUAUUGAUUUUAUGAUUGUAUAGGAAAAUGAUAUUCUUCGUUGCCACAAUGCUCAUAAUAGUUAUGUUAUUCAUUUAUCUGGUACAAACACAAUAUCUUCUGAAGUGCAUUACAAUUCUCUUCCAGGCUGGUUGGCGGAUUUGUCUGAUGUCAGACGUGCCCUGGGACGUGAAAUGCAUAUUAGACUGGCACACCAAGUAAACCUGCUACAGCAGAGGCAUGUGACUAUUAUACAACGCCUUCAGCAAUAUGGCACUGCUCUCCAACUUGUUGAUCCCGCAGCUGAUAUUCAGAAUUUUGUGCUUUCGCUGAAGGCUACUCCUCAUUCUCCACCACAACCUAGACUCUUCCAAAAGCCAGACUCAUCUUCAAUUGGGGAGUUUUUGAAGAAUGAACUAGUUUUAGAUCUACUGACUGAGGCUGCACUGUCUGCUAAGCAUUCUGAACUGAGGGUUCAGGCAAUUAGCAAUGGAGAGAAAGUCUCAAAGCUGCAAAAGGAACUUGUCAGUGUAAAGUCUUUGCACACAAAAUACAUGGAGAAUCCUGUUUAUGGAGACUUGAUGUCACUAGAGGAUGAUAUUCUAAGACUGAAUCAAGAACUUCGUCUUUUGAAUGUUGAAAAGAAAAUAACCACGUCACAGCUGGCAUUAUUUGAUUCUUUGAAAGAUGAAUUUCCUUCUACUGAUGAUGGUGAUCUAAUGGAGCGAGUUGUGCUGAAACAGGGUAUUUCUGGCAGUGGUCUGCUUCACAUGUUUGAUUGGCACAAUUACAAGAGACCCACAAGUUGUCAUUAUUGUAAAGGACUACUAAAAGGUUUAUUUCGACAAGGUUUGAAGUGCAAAGUGUGUCGUAUAAAUGUUCAUGACAAAUGCAAGUCGAAUGUGCAGUUCUGCAAAGGAAUGAAAGGCAAACUAAGAGCAGAAUCUUCUGCUGCUUCUCCUUCAUUUUCUACUUCGGCUCAGACUGUUUAUAGCUCUCCACUGCAGCUUGAUAGGUCACAGUCAGCUUCUAAUGAUGACAUUUAUAAUGUUCCCGAUGAAUGUAUUGCUCCAAUGGAGCAGCGCGAGUCUCUAGAAAGACUACGAACUGUAAGAAGAUCAAAGAUCAGAGACAGUGGACUUCAUAGUUCAUCAUCAUCACCCACAGGCACUAUGGAAGGUGAAGUCUACUGUGCAUUAUUUGUAAAGUAG
Messenger RNA from Corticium candelabrum, 1225 nucleotides. RefSeq names its product serine/threonine-protein kinase dkf-2-like. Lineage: Eukaryota; Metazoa; Porifera; Homoscleromorpha; Homosclerophorida; Plakinidae. The transcript has 10 exons. The record is from RefSeq and is a predicted model, not a curated record. The coding region runs from base 209 to 1225 and encodes 338 amino acids.